AUGGUCAAACCCCUCACAUUUAAAGGCGACAAACCUAAAAAGCGCAAGCAGCGCGAUCCAGACAGCGAAAAGGCGCCCAAGACUCGCAAAACAGACGCGCCUGAAGCCGACGACAACCCGGAAGACCAAAGCUGGGUCUCGGCCGACGCACCCAGCGACAUUGCUGGUCCGAUCGUGCUAGUCCUGCCUUCCGACGAACCAACAUGCGUUGCAAGUGAUGCGAACGGAGUGGUCUUUGCUAGCGUUCUCGAAAAUCUGGUCGAAGGUGACCCUGGGACAGCGGAACCGCACGAUGUGCGACAGGUAUGGGUUGCGACGAAGGUUGCGGGCACGGAGUCAUUUAGCUUCAAGGGACAUCAUGGGAAGUACUUGAGCUGCGAUAGCCACGGUCUUUUCAGCGCGACGGCCGCCGCCGUGAGCCAUUACGAAUCCUUCAUUGCGAUCCCGUCCCCUGAUAUCCCCGGCACAUUUUCUUUACAAACACGCGGCGGUGACUCCGAGACUUUCUUGUGUGUCAAGGAGAGUGCGAAGGCGUCGGGGGGUGUUGAAAUACGUGGUGAUGCGACUGCGAUCUCCUUUGACACGACUUUGCGAGUUCGGAUGCAGGCGCGGUUUAAGCCGAAGCUGAGGGCAAAUAAGGAAUCCAAGGCAUAUGAGAAAAUCAGUAAGAAGGAGUUGGAAGGGAUUGUCGGGAGGACCUUGAAUGAGGAUGAGGUGAGGAGGUUACGAAAGGCAAGGAAAGAGGGCAAUUUCCAUGAAGAGAUGCUUGACAUCAAGGUCAAGGGCAAGCACGAUAAAUUUGCUUGA
This is a messenger RNA of Penicillium maclennaniae, 807 nucleotides long. RefSeq lists its product as uncharacterized. Gene Ontology annotation, cellular component: striated muscle dense body; catalytic step 2 spliceosome; nucleolus. Lineage: Eukaryota; Fungi; Ascomycota; Eurotiomycetes; Eurotiales; Aspergillaceae. The record is from RefSeq and is a predicted model, not a curated record. The transcript has 2 exons. The coding region runs from base 1 to 807 and encodes 268 amino acids. Gene Ontology annotation, molecular function: actin filament binding.